AAUCCAAUCAAAUUCAUUCAUCCAUUUUUUAUUAUCUGUUCUCUAUUUUUCUUUUCUCUCAUGCAGCUUUUUCUGGUAGAUAACUGUGCAGACGAAUGGCGGAUAGCAAUGACGUGGUCGCGGGUCGCCCUAAUCACAGCGGAGCUGGUCAUCUGCGCAGUUCACCCUAUUCCUGGUCAUUAUACAUUUACUUGGGUUACACAAUGGGCCUUCACUCACGAAGAACGCGAGGCCGAGGCCGACGUCGAUAUUUUCCUAUCCAUACCCAUGUUUUUACGCCUCUAUCUAAUUUGCAGAGUUAUGUUAUUACACAGUAAGUUAUUCACCGACGCCUCAUCGCGUUCUAUUGGCGCCCUCAACCGAAUCAACUUCAACACUCGAUUCGUCAUGAAAACACUGAUGACGAUAUGUCCCGGUACAGUUCUCCUUGUAGUAACUAUCACUCUUUGGAUCCUCGCCAGCUGGAUCAUGCACGUGUGUGAAAGAUACCAUGAUAAAGACAACAGUGAGAUCCUCAAUGCCAUGUGGAUCGUAUCCAUUACAUUCCUAUCCAUAGGCUACGGUGAUAUGGUACCCAAUACAUACUGCGGGAGAGGGGUGGCCGUCAUCACUGGUAUAAUGGGAGCGGGUUGCACGGCUCUUGUUGUAGCAGUCUUGGCGACAAAGUUAGAGCUGAGCAGAGCAGAAAAACACGUCCAUAAUUUCAUGAUGGAUAAUCAACUUACUAAACGAUUAAAGAAUGCAGCUGCAAAUGUAUUGAGAGAAACCUGGUUGAUCUACAAAUACACCAAACUAGUCAAACACUCAAGCACAAGAAGAAUUAGAAAACACCAAAGAAAAUUUUUAAAUGCGAUUCAUAAAUUAAGAAAAACAAAAAUGGAUCAGCGAAAGUUAGCUGACGAAGCAAGCACGGUCGUUGAUAUGGCGAAGACACAAAACGUCAUGUUCGAGAUGAUAUCAGAUAUGCAUACGGGGAAAGCCGACUUGGAGGACAGGGUUAGUCGUCUUGAACGAAGACUAGAUCAACUACAGACCUCCCUCGAUGGUUUGCCUCAGGUCAUGUCGGCUCUCAUGCAAAACGCUCAACUUCUUCAACAGCAGACACAGCUUCUCUCCUCUCAGCAAUAUCUAGCGCCCCCAUCGCCCAACCUCAUCCAGCCGACAAUGCAAGACAACCGCUUCAACCAGCUACAAUGUCUUGACAAUGACCUCACAACCAAUAACCAUCACGCCGCAAUGAACUCGACGCGUAAUUCCGCAGGGAUGCGGCUGCGACCGCUCCAUUCGUUACCCAUGCAGUUCCCGUCGAACGAAGAACCGCGACGAGACGAUACCGUCAGGGCAUUUAGCAUACCGGAUGUCAGUAUAUCAAAAGAAGGAAACCGCGGACCUUGAUAGUGGUUAUCAUCAACUCAUGAGUGCGCGUAAAAUGUACGGAGAAAGAGUGUAUGUGUGUGUGAGAGAGGGUACGAGGAAGAUAGAGUCGUGAAGCUUCGCUUCCACAUAUCUAAAGUGACUUCCUAAGAUGCUCCAAAGAUGGCAGAUGGCCUGGUCACAAGAUACCUCUGAAAUCCAUGUAUCAAACAGAGAAGAAAAAACACACCAAUGCAACGACCGCACCUUGAUGAGCGCAUUGAGCCGCGCGGUUGCCUGAGAUAAUGGAGUGGUCAGAGUAAUAGACUACUAGUAUUAGCGCCAGUAAAAUUACGCUCUAUGAUUUAGCAUAAUACGGCAAACGAGGAUCAAGUGGCCAUGCUAGAUGAUCGGCCCAUUAACCCUCUUAUCAAUUCUUUGGCACACAUAGAUAGCGAUGAGAGCCCAACUUUCAAUAUUCUAUACUUGUCAGUAUAGAUUGAUGGAAACCAACACUUACUUGAGGAAUAGGGCAAAGGUCUGAACAAUUAAUAGGUACGAUGAUGCAUUCCAAAGACAAUAACUGAAGCCAGCCGUUGCCGCACCUAUAUAAGAACAAAGAAGCUCGUUGUUAUAUCGGCGGAUAAAAUGAUUUCCGCAGCCGAUGCAAGAAGUGCCGACAUGCAAAAGGGCUGUCAGUGACUAUAAGUAGCUGACGUAGAGGGCGAUAUUCUCUUCAGGAGAUCUAACUAUAAGUCCUUCUCUCACUGAAAUUAUAGGAAUUAAUUUUAUCUAUAUAAAGGUAGCCUCUUCAAAUGCAAAGUGUUAACUACCUGUUUAAAAAAUGUAUUUAUCCUCAAAAUUGAUGUAGUUUUCUUUAUUCCAAUAUUUUUAAUAUUCUAAUGACGGUACAUUCUCACAUUGGGAAUAAAUUCAAAUUUGCAUCAAAACUGCUUUUCUAUAGUUAAAAAGGUAAUCUAGUAAGUGUACGGGGCUCUGAUAUAUAGAUUAUCAUAGCCACUCAAAUUAUAACCACCUUGGUAUCGAUUGUUACGGUUUAUAAUCGAAUAAUAGAUUCGAUCGCCAGGGAUAUAUAUACUCGUUUAUAACCGCACUCAACUUCCUAUGCAUUAUUGCCCGUGAAGCGUUCCAUAGUCACGGAUGGCAAAGAGUGGUGAACAUGUAUUGGGAAAUGUUAUUACAAGUUAUCAAUAUUCACUUAUUUAGUGCUGCUUUAUACUUUUCCUCGGAAUAUACGGGUCGAUAGAACUAUAAGGUGUGUUUCGUAAUCAUCAUAUAUACACAUAGCUUCAAUAUAAUGUCUAGGAAAUAGUCACAUUUUGCUACUAUUAUCUCUUUAUAAACAACAGCGAGAUAUACAAUAAUAAAUGUGCUUUAUAAUCGAAGUCAAAUACUUUUUUUCAGAUGAGGGAAUUAGAGUGCAGUGAUAUUUUCUAUCUUUUCUUUUUUUUUCUUAGUCCAUGAGAUAAGAUUUUCAUAUUUUACUGGGUUUCGGGGAGUUUUACUUUUUAAUUUAUCUGGAUCACCUUUUCGUAUUUUGUUAAACUUUUGGUGUAUCGACAGAAGUUUAAGUAACAUUGACCCAAUAUUAAGAAUUAAAAGAAAGAACUGCACACUUAUUAGGUAAGAUUUUAAGCAGAAUGUGUAUUUCAUAGGAGAAUUUUCACGGAGCCUAGCAUCAAAUUAACCAUAUUUACAGCAAACAUCUUUCACAAUUUUAAUUUUUAAUAUGGAUUUUUAGAGUGACCCCAAAUUGAUGUGAAAGUAAUUUUAUAGUAAUUGCUUAUUGUUUAGUAAUAUUUUACCAUUAACUUUUUAUCCCCACUUAGAACCGAAAAAAAUCCUUUCUUUUCCAUUCUUUAUUUAAGUAUUUUUAUAUACAAAUUGUUCUUACUCGAACCAUGUUUUGAACAGACACUUGCUAUAUGUUUUUAAUCAUAUUUGUCAUAAUUUUGAAGAGACAAUUGUCUAUGUUUAGAAAAAAAAUGUACAACAUCGUAAUUUGAUAUUGUACAAAACGAUAUUUUUCAAUUAUUCGAAAUCAGUAACACAAGGUAAACCGUCCAAUCCAUCAAAAUAUGUUUAUAAUAGAAAAACAAACUUUAAUUUUUUUUAUGAUGGUUAUGUUGUCAAAGUAUGCAGAAUAUUUUUUGUUAUGGAGUUGUUUUAAAGAAAAAUCCUUCUUUGAAUCGGUAUUCGUAAAAAGAAAGUUUUUUCCGGGGGGUUGUCUGUCGUAGUUUAAUCGAUUUCAUUUUUUUUUCGCUUUGUGAAAAAAAAAUCGGGAAAGAAAGGUGAAUUUCUUGCAAAUCACUAAUGAGACCUCAACAUGUGCACUGCACUAACGCAUACACAAUAGCACGCCCUUUACGACAGUAUCGGUCUUACCUAUGAUUUUUAUAUUGAUACCUCUUACGCGUAUUUAACUUUAACUUACCCCCAAUGAAUGAAGAGCUCGAUUUAGAUAAUCACUUAAUUAAUGUAAUGCAAGAAAGAAGAUGAAUAAGCAACAUGAAUACAAAAUAAUUUAUUUUAGAGGAA
Messenger RNA from Lytechinus variegatus (green sea urchin), 3912 nucleotides. RefSeq names its product small conductance calcium-activated potassium channel protein 2-like. Gene Ontology annotation, biological process: potassium ion transmembrane transport. The transcript has 7 exons. Bases 61 to 1395 code for a protein of 444 amino acids. The record is from RefSeq and is a predicted model, not a curated record. Gene Ontology annotation, molecular function: calmodulin binding; small conductance calcium-activated potassium channel activity. Gene Ontology annotation, cellular component: neuronal cell body; neuron projection; plasma membrane. Lineage: Eukaryota; Metazoa; Echinodermata; Echinoidea; Temnopleuroida; Toxopneustidae.